This is a messenger RNA of Malania oleifera, 1313 nucleotides long. RefSeq names its product bidirectional sugar transporter SWEET2. Lineage: Eukaryota; Viridiplantae; Streptophyta; Magnoliopsida; Santalales; Ximeniaceae. Gene Ontology annotation, biological process: carbohydrate transport. Gene Ontology annotation, molecular function: sugar transmembrane transporter activity. The record is from RefSeq and is a predicted model, not a curated record. Gene Ontology annotation, cellular component: membrane. The transcript has 7 exons. Bases 265 to 966 code for a protein of 233 amino acids.
GGACAAGGCAUUUUUUGAUUUUUCUUCUUUUUAUUUUCGGACGAAUAUUAUUUACGGAACCUCAGCUGGUUGACUACUUGACUCCAUGAAAGCUCUGGAAUUUUAAUUUGGGCAGAAAUACCAACGCCCUUUCUUCCCCUGUUUUUCUUCUUUUUCAAAACGUGCAGAGAGAGAGAGAGAGAGAGAGAGAGAGAGAGAGAGAGGGGUUCGCGGGGGGGGGAGAGUGAGAAAUUAUUGCAAUUGUGUUUGGGUGAGAACGAAUUGAUGAUAAUUUCUGCUUCUAUCGCUUCAAUUUGCAGGGAUGCAGCUGGAGUCGCUGGGAACAUAUUUGCUUUUGGGCUGUUUGUGUCACCAGUGCCUACAUUUCAGAGAAUUAUUAGAAACCGAUCAACGGAACACUUCUCAGGACUGCCAUAUGUUUAUGCCCUUUUAAACUGCUUGAUAUGCCUCUGGUAUGGAACACCCCUUGUGUCUUCUAAUAAUUUGAUGGUUACCUCGGUCAAUUCAGUCGGAGCAGUUUUUCAGUUAACCUACAUAAUUGUCUUCAUCACCUAUAUUGAGAAAGCAAAAAAGGUGAGGAUGGUGGGAUUGUUGCUGGCCGUUUUAUGCCUAUUCGCAAUCAUAGUUGUUGGGAGCUUGAAUAUAAUCAACCGUUCAAUGCGGCAGAUAUUUGUUGGGUCCUUAAGUGCUGCUUCACUCAUAUCAAUGUUUGCUUCUCCACUCUGCAUAAUUAAUUUGGUGAUCCGGACACAGAGUGUUGAAUUCAUGCCAUUUUAUCUCUCCCUUUCCACAUUCUUGAUGAGCACCUCAUUCUUAAUUUAUGGAAUCUUCAAUUAUGAUGCCUUCAUUUAUGUCCCAAAUGGGAUAGGAGCUGUAUUAGGUGUUGUACAAUUGGUAUUGUACUCUUAUUAUAAAAAUUUAACUACUGAAGGCUCCGGAGAACCCUUGAUAGUGUCAUAUGCCUGAUUGAUUAUGUUCUCAAUGAAAGGUAAAAAUCAAUGCUACUUUGGUACAUGAAAUAAAAAGACAAAAUCUUGAAGUGAAGAAAGGUGAAGCCUCAUAUUUGAUGGUGCAGCUUGAUAUAAAUAAGAGAGUGUAAAUAUGCAGGGAAAAUUUUGUCAUCGUAUUCCAUUCCUUCUUGUGUGUAUUGUGGCCAUGUUUUAUGUUCAAGAAUAGACAGAAAAGAAAAUUAAUAUAAAUCAGUGAUAUUGUGCUUCAGCUUUCAUGUUGAAAUGGACUGAAGAUAUGUGAAAAACUAUAUACCCAUUCUUUUGCUUAUUAUAAAUAUACAUGUUCUAUUGACCUGGAUCCAA